This is a messenger RNA of Caenorhabditis elegans, 1122 nucleotides long. It is a transcript of the gene F13G3.6, whose product is annotated as Glycosyltransferase 2-like domain-containing protein. Bases 4 to 1077 code for a protein of 357 amino acids. Lineage: Eukaryota; Metazoa; Nematoda; Chromadorea; Rhabditida; Rhabditidae. The transcript has 6 exons. The record is from RefSeq and is marked reviewed. Gene Ontology annotation, molecular function: catalytic activity.
GGUAUGAUGAACUAUCAAUAUGACGUCUCUGUCAUAAUUCCAGCCAAAAAUGUAGAAAAGUUCUUGCGGGAAACACUCAACGGUCUACUCGACCAGACAGCUUGUGAAAAUUCAAAAAUUGAGAUUUGUUUGGCUGACGACGGGAGUGUAGAUGACACUGUUAGAAUUCUGGAAAAUGCGCGGCUCGAGUUCGAAGAGAUGGGAAUGAAUGUCGUUGUUACACACGUUCCUCAACCCGGUGGAGUUGGUGCCGCUAAGGAUUGUGCUGUAAGAUCUUCGAAAGGAAGAUAUCUCUGUUUCAAUGAUGCAGAUGAUGUCAGCUCUCCGAACAGAAUCAAAAGCCAAUUGGAGUUGGCAACGAAGUUAUCGAAGUCUGGAGAUGAUUUAAUUUUUGUAGGUGGACAGUUUCAUAGACUACCAGAAGGCUCCACAACAAGAUACACAAAAUGGGCGAACUCGAUGAUCGGAGACAAAAUCAGAAGUCAAGUCUACACAUCUCAUGGUCCCACGCUCGUUGCUCCUACUUGGUUCAUUAGUAGAGCACUUUUCGAUAAGGUUGGCGGUUUUCGAACAGAUGUUUCGUGUGGUUUUCCUGAAGACUUAGAAUUUUUCUACAAGUGCUUGGAUUUCCCGGAGUGUAUUUUUGAUAAAGUCGAUGAUGACAUUGUCAUGUACCGAUACCAUAAAAACUGUGCAUCACACAGCGUUCAAGAACAAACAAUUUGGAAUUUCCGUUUAUCGAGAUUAAAAGAGAAAUACAUCGCAAAAUGGGACAAAUUCACAAUCUGGAGUGCUGGGAAGCAAGGAAAACGUCUUUUCAAAAGUCUCACAGAUGACGAGAAGAUCAAAGUCAGAGAAUUUUGCGAUAUUGAUGAGUCAAAAAUCGGGAGAGGUGUUCAUGAAGAGUUUGAUGAAGUGUCACGCAGUGUGACUCACAAAGUUCCAAUUGUUAACCUUGAAAAUGCCAGGCCUCCGCUCGUCGUUUGUGUCAAAUUGGACUUGACAAAUGGUGAUUUGGAGCGUAUAAUUGAACGAAAAGGCUGGAAAGAGCACGUCGACUUGGUUUACUUUGGUUGACAGACUGCUAUCCGAUACUUGAUAUAAUAAACAAUUUAUCCGUUU